AGUCAGCAAAGACGGCAAUUGAGGCUCAAUCGUGGACAGCGUCGCGAGGAAACUGUGGUUUUGGAAAUUCCUAAGAAGCCGCGUUCUUGUGUGAAAGAUCCCAAUAUACAAGUUGGACAGCCAUCCUUUUAAUUGUAUUAUUACUUAACGGAACUCUCAUCAAUUUUGGCCUUCUCACAUUUCGUCUUCUACCGCCACUUUAAACCCAGCUUGUGAAAACCCAGAAUCAGUUUGACCCAUCUUCUCAAUCUCGCUUCUUCUCUUCAAGAUCCCGUUUUUAUUCCCUUACGAUGAUUCAUUGUUCAUUUGUUUUUUUUUCUAUAGUAGAACCAGUUUGCAGUUGAUCAUCUGUUAACUAUUGGGUUGACUUGCGUUCUGAGUUUUUCCUCUCAAUUUGUAUUUUAGAUUUGAUCUAUUGCUAUUGUUGUCAAUUCUAGUUCAUUUAUUUACUUGAAUGUCGUGUCCUGGACGUGUUUCUCAUUGGUUGACUUUUUCCGGCUCUUGUGUUUGAUCAAUUUAGAGUUGGAUUUAAUUGGUUUGACCUGAGAAUGCUAUUGCUCUAUUGAUCAAAAGAUUUGAUCAUCAUUUAAAUUCUAUCAAGUUAUAAUAAGGGGAUAAGUAAGUUUUGUUGUUUACAAUGGGGAACAAUUGUGUUGGACCAAGCAUUUCAAGGCGAGGCUUUUUCCAGUCGGUUUCAGACGCAGUUUGGAGAAGCCGGAUCCCUGAUGAUGCUGUUCCCAACACCAACGAGGAAGGUGCGCAAGAAAAAGUGAAUUCCAUGAAAGAAUCUGAUUCGCCCACACCAGUUCAAAAACCACCUGAGCAGAUGACAAUGCCAAAAGAAGAACCAAAACAAGAGCAACCUUCAAAUCCCAAGAAGCCUCCACAGAUAAUGAAGAGGGUGGGUAGUGCAGGUCUUAAGACUGAUUCAGUAUUGCUAAAGAAAACCGGCAAUCUGAAGGAAUUCUACAAAAUUGGGAAGAAGCUCGGGCAGGGUCAAUUUGGGACAACUUUCCUUUGUGUGGAGAAGGCCACAGGAAAAGAAUAUGCCUGCAAGUCUAUUGCCAAGAGAAAAUUGUUGACUGACGAGGAUGUGGAGGAUGUGAGGAGAGAAAUUCAAAUAAUGCAUCAUUUAUCAGGAAAUCCCAAUGUGAUAGCGAUCAAAGGAGCAUAUGAGGAUGCUGUGGCUGUUCAUCUCGUUAUGGAGAUAUGUGCUGGAGGUGAGCUUUUUGAUAGGAUUAUAAAACGAGGGCAUUACACAGAAAGAAAGGCUGCCGAACUUACUAGAACUAUAGUUGGAGUUGUGGAAGCUUGUCAUUCUCUUGGGGUUAUGCAUCGAGAUCUUAAACCUGAAAAUUUCUUGUUUGUCGAUCAGAAAGAAGACUCGCUUCUCAAAACAAUCGACUUUGGUUUGUCGAUUUUCUUUAAGCCAGGCGAAGUAUUUAGUGAUGUUGUUGGAAGUCCCUACUAUGUUGCUCCUGAGGUAUUGAGAAAGCGUUAUGGUUCUAAAUCAGAUGUUUGGAGUGCUGGAGUUAUAGUUUACAUCUUAUUAAGUGGUGUGCCGCCUUUUUGGGCUGAAAAUGAGCAAGGAAUAUUCGAUGAGGUCCUGCAUGGGGAUCUCGACUUCUCAACAGAUCCUUGGCCAAGUAUUUCUGAAGAUGCCAAAGAUUUAGUGAAGAAAAUGCUUGUCCGAGAUCCAAAACGUCGUCUAACUGCACAUGAAGUUUUAUGCCACCCAUGGGUUCAAAUCGAUGGUGUGGCUCCUGACAAGCCUCUUGAUUCGGCUGUUUUAAGUCGCUUGAAACAAUUUUCCGCAUUGAACAAGCUCAAGAAGAUGGCCCUUAGAGUGAUUGCAGAGAACCUAUCUGAAGAUGAGAUUGCUGGUCUGAAAGAAAUGUUCAAAAUGAUAGACACAGACAACAGUGGCCAAAUCACCUUUGAAGAGCUUAAAGCUGGGAUGAAAAGAGUUGGUGCCAACCUUAAGGAGUCCGAAAUUUAUGAUCUAAUGCAAGCUGCUGAUGUUGAUAACAGUGGAACAAUUGACUAUGGGGAGUUCAUUGCUGCAACAUUGCACUUGACCAAGAUAGAAAAGGAAGAUAACCUUUUUGCAGCUUUCAAUUAUUUUGACAAGGAUGGAAGCGGUUAUAUCACAGCAGAUGAGCUACAACAAGCCUGUGAGGAGUUCGGUGUAACAGAUGUCCGAUUGGAAGAAAUGAUCCAAGAUGUCGAUCAGGACAAUGACGGACGCAUUGAUUACAAUGAGUUUGUUGCCAUGAUGCAAAAGGGAAACCCGGUUGGUGGUGGAAAGAAAGGACUGGAGAACAGCUUCAGCAUUGCGUUCAGAGAUGCAUUAAAACUAUAACAUUGAGGGGGAAGUGUGGAAACGUUCUGGUGAUGUUGAAGGCUAUGCAGGGCAACCAAGUUGAUGCAUGGUUAAAGACGGCCAUAGCCAUGGAUGAAAUCUUAUUGUUAAAGUAUAUAACCACGGAUUUAACUAGAUUAGGGCUCUUAUUUCUCUCAAAAAUUUUCAUGGUUCUUUUUGUUGGUCUAUAUAUUCAGGUUUAUCUUACUAUUUCUAUUGGAACUUUUGUUUGAGCGAGUUGGGUGAUUACAUAUGAACAUAUACUCAAAUUUUAUGUUUGGGUUUGAGAAGCCCUUAUUAUUGUAAAAGUAUACAUUUUAUUUGGUGAUAAAUUGUGGCUUUUGUUAUA
This is a messenger RNA of Impatiens glandulifera, 2711 nucleotides long. RefSeq names its product calcium-dependent protein kinase 1-like. The transcript has 8 exons. Gene Ontology annotation, cellular component: nucleus; cytoplasm. The record is from RefSeq and is a predicted model, not a curated record. Gene Ontology annotation, molecular function: calmodulin binding; calcium ion binding; calcium-dependent protein serine/threonine kinase activity. Gene Ontology annotation, biological process: peptidyl-serine phosphorylation; protein autophosphorylation; intracellular signal transduction. Bases 638 to 2362 code for a protein of 574 amino acids. Lineage: Eukaryota; Viridiplantae; Streptophyta; Magnoliopsida; Ericales; Balsaminaceae.